Lagopus muta (rock ptarmigan) is the source of this 2091-nucleotide messenger RNA. It is a transcript of the gene SNRNP48, whose product is annotated as small nuclear ribonucleoprotein U11/U12 subunit 48. The transcript is spliced from 9 exons. The record is from RefSeq and is a predicted model, not a curated record. Gene Ontology annotation, cellular component: U12-type spliceosomal complex; cytosol; nucleoplasm. Lineage: Eukaryota; Metazoa; Chordata; Aves; Galliformes; Phasianidae. Bases 876 to 1853 code for a protein of 325 amino acids.
UAGAAACGGUGUUUUCCAGUGGAGAUGGCCAGAGCAGCUCUGCCCAGCUGUUCUCAUCACUCCUCCGAUAAAACGUGCUAAUGGGAGCCAGCAUACUCCACUACAGCACAAAUGAAAUUGCAAGGGCAGAUGGGGAGCCUUCAGCUCUCAGUAUUCUUUAUUGUGUGAAGUCUGAGAUCUCAGGCAAACACGGCGAGAGCCAGCAAAUCUCUCAGAGGACUAAAAUCCCAGCUGAGUCUCAAAUUCUCUGUGCAGGAGAGAAAUGGCUGUAAUCUGCUAAUAAAAACAGAUGUACGGGGGCCAUUCUGGCAGCUACAUCUGCUGUGCUUCCUCCAGCCCGCCCCGCCUUGUUAGACAGCCUCGUUCCACUCCUCACGAGUGGUGCCAACAAUAGGCACGCAUGAACACCAUCACAUCAUAUUUUCUUUAGGAUGGUUGCUUUCUCCUCGACCCGCACUGCAGCCGUGCUGAGCCCUGCUCCAACCUCGCUGUCUGAGGGAAGGCGUCUGUCCUCGUGGCUGUGCUUGCGCCGGGAACGGUGCUGGGAACAAAGGCAACCCUGGCUCUACACCACCUCAGCCCACUGCCGAUGUCGGGGAAAGGAUCAGACCUGCGGGGCAGAUUUACACCCGCGGAUGCUCUUAUUAUGCUCCUAAGCCAGGGAAGGGCAUCGAAGCGCAGCAGCUCUUCCCACAAGCGUCCUUUCCAGAGCUGUCUGAUGCCUUUCAGAAGCAGCCACAUUCCGUCAGAGCGUCUUUAGGACAGCCAGCUGCUGUACUUCCCGCCCCUCCUCCCUCCCUACCGCCCCUCAGAGCUGGCCUGAAGGCGCCCCACAAGAUGGCGCCUCACCGCUUUAGGGCGCGCCCGGAGUAAAGAUGGCGGCGGCAUCUUCUCCCGCUUCCGCGGUGCUGGCGGCUGUCCCGCCCUCAGUAACGAUGGCGACUUCCUGCGCGGUGUGGCUGGAGGAUCAGGUGGACCGGGUGCCCUGUCCCUACGACGCCCAUCACCGUGUGCCUCGGGCGUCGUUGGAGAGGCAUGCGGCGUCCUGCCGCCUCCGCAAGAUGGGCUAUUCCGCCGAGGAGCAGGCCGAGAUGUAUGACUCCCGCUUCUUCUAUGAGAACCUGAAGGUGCCCACCGUUGCAAUGGAUAAAGAUCUACAGUUUCACAUAGUUCAGCAAGCUAGAGCUCAGAGUGCCAAAGAAGGCAUAGGCUACACUGAAGGAUCUUAUUCAUCACUGCCUGUAGAAGUUCCUCAAAAUCACAAACGUUUCACCUGUGACCUGACUCAAGCUGACCGACUUGCUCUUUAUGACUAUGUUGUUGAGGAAACAAAGAAACAGAGGUCUAGGUCACAAAUCACAGAAAAUGACAGUGACCUCUUUGUGGAUUUAGCAGCCAAGAUUACUCAAGAUGACAGUCAGAAAGGUCCAAAGUCCCAUCUUGAGAUUCUGGCUGAAAUGCGAGACUACAAAAGGCGCCGGCAGUCAUACAGGGCUAAGAACGUUCAUAUAACGAAGAAAUCUUACACUGAGGUGAUUCGGGAUGUGAUUGGUGUACAUAUGGAGGAACUCAGCAACCACUGGCAGGAAGAGAAUAGGUUGGAUAAUGCAGAGUUGUGUGAAGGGGGAAAGUCAAAAUCUUCAGGAAGAAAGGAAGACAGGCGGUCAGCUUCGGUGGACUCGAGGCAGUCUGGAGGAAGCUCAAAGGACACUGAACGCACCAGACAUAGGAGAGAGAGCAGCAGGAGUCCAAGUAAAAGAAAAAGGAGUCGUGACAGAGGGAAAGACAGAGAUUCUCGGAGAAAAAGAGAAAGGGAAGAAGACAAGUAUCACAGCCAUAAAAGAAGAAAGUAAAAACAAGAACAUAAUGAGUUUUUGUUCAAAGAAUUACUUGCAGAGGAUGUACUGUUGUUACUGCUGUUAUAACAGAGACUGUAAUGCUGUGAACGUAAUGCUGGUGUUGCCUUACAGCUGUGUUCAGAGAGAAAAUCAGAUAAUGUUCAGGGGUUGGCAGGAUGGAAGCAGUGUACGUCCUAAAAUGUACAAAUGUAUAAGACUUAUGUAUCUAUUAAUAAAUUAUAGUGAUUUCUUA